Messenger RNA from Saccostrea echinata, 5731 nucleotides. RefSeq lists its product as uncharacterized. The coding region runs from base 187 to 660 and encodes 157 amino acids. The transcript has 6 exons. The record is from RefSeq and is a predicted model, not a curated record. NCBI's taxonomy places the organism in Eukaryota, Metazoa, Mollusca, Bivalvia, Ostreida, Ostreidae.
ACCAAGAUAAUUGGUUUCAUUUUCAUUUUACGUUGAAGCUGUUUUUGGUUACAGACCAACAAAAAAGCACUGAAAAGCAGCAUCCAUAAAAUGGGCCUUACAGGAAUUGUGAGUUGAUCAGGAUCAGUUGUGGAGACAUGACUGUUUGUUAAAGGUCAGUGCAAGCUUCACCAAUGACUGCUCCCCAUGUGUCUUCAAAUGGGAUGUGGUAGAAGUAAACCGCACUUACACCACGAGUCCAGUGACGAGACCGAGUCUGAGUCCUACAAAAAGAGCAAGCACAAGAAGUCCCUCAGUAAGAAUGACAAGUGUGUGUGCAACCCAGGAAAUAAAGUGGGUGACACCAAGGAGAACAAUGACUCCUCAAAGCCAGCUCCCAACAAACGGAAAGAUUCUGGAAUGUUCAAACUGCCACAAAAGAGUUCAGGAGCGCUGUCCUCUAAUGGAGUCCAGAAGGUGACACAGGGACUGGAUGCUAAGAAAUCCAAACUUGAUAAUGGUGUGCCAAAUAUAACUCAACCAAAAGUCAGGGUAACGAAUAGUCAGCUAGACUUCUUCAGAAUGUUGGAUGAAAAAAUUGAGCAGGGUAAGGAUUAUGAAACAGAUGAGGAGUCAGAAAUAGCCAAUGAAAAUGAAAAGUUAUCAAAUGGACAGGAUUGACUGUUAAUUGUGUGUGCAUAUAUUGUCACUGGAUAACAGAUUUAGUCAUGGAGUGGGUAGAGGAAAUUCCAUUCUGUGAUAAACCACAAAUUUUUUUUUUCCAUGUAAAUGGCAGAAUGAAGUAUGCAAAAAUUCAUUGGCAGAAACCCUUAGACUUGAGUUGAUGAAAAUUUGGUGAUUUGUUCAUGUAAUUCAUAUAGACUUUUUUUUAAAUUCACAUCCAGUAGAUGAAUGAGUGAUCAAUAACUGAUUACUAAAUGGCUCACUUGAACAAUUAUAAUACAUGUACUAGUGUACUGAAUGACCGUAUUUUACAGAAUUGUGCAGAACAAUAGAAAUGGGGGAAGGGGGCAGUAUUUUCACAAAUCGUUAUUAGGUGCUAAAAAAAUGUUUAUAUACUAAAGAGCACAUAAAGCACAGGACAUCCUGUGUAUUUUCCUUGUUUUUCAUCCUCAAUCUUGACCCCCUAAAUCUAAAAAUGUUUCAGCACAGCUUGUAAUUAGCAGUAAUUUCAACCCCUAUACCUAUAGAUUUAUGUCAACUAUAGUUUAUCAUGGGUUCAAUUUUAUCUUAAAGAAGAUGGGCACACAAGGUGAGCAAAAUGCCUAUUGUGCAUCAAAUAUGAAAAAGAAAAAUUAAAUCUCAAUUAUGACAAAAUUUCUUUCAUAUUUCAUUUUACAUUACCAAACAUCGCAAAAAAUUCAGAAAAAAAGAAAUUAACUACCAAAUAGAAGACAUACAUCAAAGAGGGCAAAAAUGAUCAAUUCUGCAUACUAAAACACAUUUUUCCAUACGAGUCAGUCUUCACUCCAUUUUUUUGAAAGAUUGUAUGUACUCAAAUUAUGCAAAAAAAAAAAACAAACCAUUCUUGGGUUAACAAAAACGUUGAACAAAAACCCACUAUACCUUAAAAAUACACUGUAUAGGCACAACAUUUGUUUCUUUCCAAGAAAUAUUUGAAGUCCGUUUGGUCAAAGGUCAUAUCACAAACAUGAUUUAAAUGCCAGUUUUUGUUAUGAGUGUUAUAGCGUAGUAGUUCACAUGUUAGUCUCCAUAGUAAAAUUGUUACUCAGGAUUUUUAUUUCUUGGGUUCAAACCCCAAGAAUACUACCCUUUUUUUUAAAAUCAUACAAUGAUUUUUUCAGAAAAAUAUUUCUGCAGAAAAAAGUUUUGUUUGUCAUAAUUUCAUACCUUUCAAUGAUAAAAAGUUUUAAUUCUAAAUUCACAAAUUGAAAACAUGUACAACUUUUAUACCUUUGAAGCUAUUGGCAUUUUGCAUGCCUUGUUCACCCAUCUCCUUUAUAAUGUUCAUAAAUUGUCAUGUUCAUUUUAUGUUGAUUUAUUCAGAAAAAAGGAGUGAUAUAAAGUUUUUUUGUUUGUUGGGAUUAUCGUGUUGAAAAUUGUCUGAAACAUAAACACAUUAGAAUAGUAAACUCUGCCUAUGUUAUAUUAGCAAAAUCAUUUUAUGCACUUAAGUGAUAUGGAAAGAAAAACAAACAUGAUCUCAAAUACUCAUUGCCAUGUAAACAACAGUCCCUGUAGAUAUUAGCAACCAAAUGAUAUUGUACCUGAAUUCAUCUGUGGCUGCAUAUGUCAUAUUUGACAUUUCUUUGGAUUAUAAAUACAUCUGCAUAUGAUGUAAUUAUGCAUUAAUUUACUCCUAUGCCAAUCAAUAUUGUUGUAAAUAGAAAGAUUAGGAAUUAUAUAUUUCCAGAUUUGAAAAUGCUAUUAACGGAAACAUUUUACAAAACAACUGAUUUAAAAGAAGACCAAUUAAUUAUGUUUAAACUAAAUGUGAAUUUUAUAAGAUUCAUGUCUAAUCCCUUUGAAAAGAUUGUGCAAUAUGUUGUAUCCUAAAAAAUUUUUGUUUGAAAGUCGAGCUUUGUUUCUUUUAUUUAUGCUAUUUAUUUGUGGAUUUAUUUAAUUUUGCUAAGACAAAUCAUUUUUUUAUGGAGUUUUAUUUAGGAUAUGUUGAUAUUCAGUGAAACAAGUAUUACUCUGGCCAUGAAGCAUGAAAUUUAAGACAUGUACAGCUCAUUUUGUUUACCGUAUUUGUACUUUGAUGAUACAUUUAAAUCAUUAACUUUGUCACAUUAUUUACUUUCCCAAUCAGAACAAUAUUUUUUUUCAUUCUCUGUUUCUCCGUUUUCCUUUCUCAAUCUAUAACAUUGUUUUAUAAGUUAUAUUUCACCAUGUUUCUAUAAUAUAUAAAGGACAAAUAUGUGAUGAAAUUGAAUACACCUGUAUAGUAAUGUGACUAUACAUGUAAAUAUACCCAAGAUGUCAUAGGAUUCAGUUGUCAGGGGAUAUAAUCAUGUGACAAAGUGUGCCUCAGUUGUCAAUUGACUAAUUGUGCUUUGGUUGUCAGGGGAUAUAAAAAUGUGACUGAAGUGUGCCUGGGUUGUUAGGGAAUACAAUAAUGUGACUUUGUGCACCUGGGUUUUACAGGGGAUAUACUAAUGACUAAAUGUGUUCUGGUUGUCAGAGGAUAUAAUAUGUGACUAAGUGUACCUAAGUUUUCAGGGGAUAUAAUAAUGUAAUUGUGCCUUGGUGUAAGGGGUUAUAGUCUUGUGCCAGUACUUGUCAGGAUGCAUUUACAAUUCCCCUUUGUUAUCAGAAUGGGUGUCUGUGAUUUUUUUUUGUCUUUAGAGGCACAUGAUUGGGGAUACAUGUAUUUAAAAAAAAUCUGCCACAUGUCAAGAGAGGACACUUCCUAUUGUUCUUUAUAAACCUAUAACCUUUCAAACAUUUGAAAUCUGAUAUACAUGUAUAAAACGUUUAAAUGUACAGUGUACAUUAAUUUAUAUAUAAAUUAUUGCUCAUGUUCAGCAAUAUGAUGACAAUUGUAACACUUAUUUUUGUUUUAUCUUUGAAGAUUUACAAUAUCAUCAUCAUUCCACUUUGUUAAGCAGUGAACUGUACAUUGUUUUAUGUUUUUCAUGUUUAUGCCUGAAAAUGACAAAAACAAUCAAAAUUUUAAAGCAUUUAUAUCCCUACAAAUUGCAUUUGUAUACAGUGUCUGAUUUUGCAUUGAUAUGUCAUUUUGUAAUCUUAAUUAAUGUCCUUUAUGUAGAUAACCUUGUUGUUGCAUUCCAUACUUUAAUUAAUCUUGAAUUUGUAAAAUGUAGAAGCUUAUAAAAUAAUGCCCUGUUCACACGAAUUAAAUAUGUUAAAAAGUUACUGUGAAUUAAAUCUGAACUGUGUUCACACAGAGAAUUUAACAUGAAUUAAUUUAAUUCGAAUUAAUUUACUGCUCAUCAAAUUACUUUGAAUUAGCUCUAUGUGAUCGCUAAGCGAAGCUAAUUCACAUUUAAUGUUGAAGCAUGCGUAAUACAUGUAGCUAGAUUAAGUCACAAGCCACAUGUCGGUGGUUAAAUAUAGGUACUUAUGCUAUUUUUGCUGGAAAAACAAAAGAAAAAAUAUGUUAAUUUCCAAAAAUGUGUACAGAACACUAUUGCAUUAUUUUACUUUGCAUCAAUUUACUGUGAAUUAAAUAUUUAAUGUUCAUGUGUGAACAGGGCAUUAAGGAACAUACACUAGGUGAAAGAAUUUUAAAGAAAUUAAGAAUUUAUUAUCUUUUGGAAAACUACAUGUAUUAAAUCGCAGUUUGAUGGCAGAAAUUAAAUUUCUUUAUAAUUAUCUGCAAAAAGCAUUAAAUGAUUAUUUUUUAUAUUAGAUGGUGUCAAAAAUCCUAUAGGUGCAUGUGCAUAUAAAUUGAAUAAUUUGCAUUAAGAUUUUUUUUUUUUUUGCAUAAAGCACCUGUUUCUUUCUGAAGGCAUGUAAAGAACAAAUUUAUAUAAUCAUUUAACUUCUAUGAUUAUAUUCUUUCACUAUUUGAUGUUUUGAAAGUUAUUUUUGAUCCGUUUUCUUGAAAAGCUUAUCCAUGAAGGCAAGUUUGAACUUCGUCGACGAAUAAAUGCCACUAGUCUAUAUAGAAAACAAUAUUGUAAUGUAUAUAUAUAUUGACGCAUACACCUGGUGUGUAGGUGUGAUUUUCAUAUUUGCUUAUGGGUGCUGCAACACCAUGUAACAAAUUUUUUUCCUAAGGUAAAACUGACAUUGUCCAUAUUUGAUUUUUUUGGUAAAAGUUUUAUUUAGCAUUUAAUAACUAUUAAGAUAUUCAAAUAAAAGACAGUUCACUGCUGUGAACUAAAUGCAUUCAGCAUCAACUGACCCUUCCCCCCUCUGAAGUUUUUUUGUUUAUUUUUUACCCACAAAUUAUAUAAUCAUGAUAGGUGAGGAAAGUAUGGUGUAGUAUAUUGUUUAUAAGUUUUUUUAAAAUUUAUGUUGCAAUAGCAUAAAAUGCUCAAUAAAAUCAGGUAGUAUUUUGAGGGGGUGAACAUAUGCAUUUUAGAUAUUUUUUGUAUCUGUUUUUUCAUCAAAUCAUGCAGUGCAAUUUUACAAGGUGUAUGUAUACUUUCUCUCUCUCUCUCUCUUUUUGGGGGUUUUCAUUUUUAUGUUGUUGCAAUACAUCAUUUUUAUACUCCAUUUUGAAUCUUUCAAAAAUAAUCGAAAUUUGUGAAUUCACAAUGAAUGAACUUCAUUUUUGCAAGCCACUUGAAAGUACUUUUUCCUCUUUUGAAAUUACAUUGAUUGAAUGAAGUAAGUAUAUUUUAGAAAUAUAGAAAUGAAAUAAGCAUGUUUUAGAAAUAAAGAACAUGCAAAGAAUAUUAAAUUAAUGAUAAUUUUUUUUCCCCUUUCAGAAUUACGAAAAUAUCACUAAAAUAGGUAAGAAAGAUCUCUCUAUCUGUGUAAUGGAGUUCGUUAUGAACAACCAGCUGUAAUAUUCCCUGUUUAUUUCUUUGACAUGCACUGAGAUAUUAAAGACAGAAAAAUUUCUGUAUAUUUUAAGUGCCAUUCAGAUAAGAUUAGACCUAAGUUUCAUCUGAAUAACAUUAACUCUAACAUUUCUGUUAUAAUUUUGUUGUCUGCCAAAGAUAGUUCGUCUGUGAUCUUUAUAGAAAUUCUAUUAUUUAACUGUCUUUUUUUCAUGUUCAUUUUGUUAUUGCUUGUUUUAAAUAUGUAUGGCAAAAAAUAAAAUUUGCAUAAUAAAGGAAUAAUUUCUAACUUA